This is a messenger RNA of Nannospalax galili (Upper Galilee mountains blind mole rat), 1853 nucleotides long. RefSeq names its product monoacylglycerol O-acyltransferase 2 (gene Mogat2). Bases 56 to 1060 code for a protein of 334 amino acids. Lineage: Eukaryota; Metazoa; Chordata; Mammalia; Rodentia; Spalacidae. The record is from RefSeq and is a predicted model, not a curated record. Gene Ontology annotation, cellular component: endoplasmic reticulum membrane. Gene Ontology annotation, biological process: triglyceride biosynthetic process; diacylglycerol biosynthetic process. The transcript has 6 exons. Gene Ontology annotation, molecular function: 2-acylglycerol O-acyltransferase activity; diacylglycerol O-acyltransferase activity.
GCCCCUUCAGCCUUGAGCACCGCUGUGUCCCAAGCCUCCCAGAAGCCAGGCCAGCAUGGUGGAAUUCGCGCCCCUGAAUGUGCCGUGGGAGCGCAGGCUGCAGACCUUCGCAGUCUUGCAGUGGGUCUUCUCCUUCCUGGCCCUGGCCCAGAUCUGCAUCAUCAUCUUCAUAGGCCUCCUGUUCACGAGGUUCUGGAUCUUGUCCAUCCUGUAUGCCACCUGGUGGUACCUGGACUGGGACACACCUCAACGGGGGGGUCGGCCCAUCCAGUUCUUCAGACGCUUGGCCAUCUGGAGGUACAUGAAGGACUAUUUCCCAGUCUCUCUGAUCAAGACUGCAGAGCUGGACCCUUCUCGGAACUACAUCGCGGGCUUCCACCCUCAUGGAGUACUGGCCGCUGGAGCCUUUCUCAACCUGUGUACUGAGAGCACUGGUUUCACCUCACUCUUCCCUGGCAUCCGCCCCUAUUUGAUGAUGCUGACUUUGUGGUUCCGGGCUCCCUUCUACAGAGACUACAUCAUGUUGGGGGGUCUGGUCACAUCAGACAAGGCAAGUGCUAGUCACAUUCUGAACAGGAAGGGUGGUGGGAACUUGCUGGCCAUCAUUGUUGGGGGCUCCCAAGAGGCACUGGACGCCAGGCCUGGAGCCUACAGGCUACUACUGAAGAACCGCAAGGGCUUUGUCAGGCUCGCCCUGAUGCACGGGGCAGCACUGGUACCCAUCUUCUCCUUUGGGGAGAACAGUCUGUUUAACCAAGUUGAGAAUAUCUCUGGCUCCUGGCUGCGCUGUGUCCAGAACUCGCUACAGAAGAUCAUGGGCAUCUCUCUCCCUCUCUUUCAUGGUCGCGGAGUCUUCCAGUACAGCUUUGGCCUCAUGCCCUUCCGCCAGCCCAUCACCACUGUAGUGGGGAAGCCCAUUGAGGUGCAGAUGAUACCGAAGCCAUCAGAGGAGGAGGUGGACCAGCUCCACCAGCUCUACAUCAAGGAGCUGUGCAACCUCUUUGAGGAACACAAGCUCAAGUUCAACAUCCCAGCUGAGCAGCACCUAGAGUUCUGCUGAGCAACCCCAGCCAGAGGAGGGGCUGCCCCAAAGGGCAGGGCCUGCAUUCUCAAACCCAUAGGAGGCUCUGUGAUUGGAGAUGGCUUCCCAGAAUUGUUGCUGAACACAUCUCUACAGGAUCCCUGGACUCCUGCAAACCUAGCCACAGCUGGCAAGGUGGAAGAGAAGGCAGCCCCUGGCUCUGGGAUUUACAUGCUGGCAGCUAAAGCUCUGAGGCCUCCCCUUGACCCCCUUGGCCUCUGCCUGCCAAUCCGUGGAAUGGGAAAGAAGCAGGCAGAAAAUCAUUUCUGAGGUCUCUGUCUACUGUCGUAAUAUCACUCAAAGAUGACCAAAGGACAUCCAGGGGGAAGGAGAGCACAAGGUUCCCCUACCCUUGAGUGGCCGUGCAAAAGAAGCCAGCACCCAGACCUCUCCUCUGUGUGCCUCUCAUCUUACACUCGGGACACCCUUUCCUCCCUGAGCUGGAGACAAGGGGUAACCAGUAAGCCCCACACCCACCCAGGUUUCCUUCCAGAUUAUGGGUCCUCUGAACUAUGGAGUGGCCAUCAGAAGGGACCAGAAGGUUGGUGACAGAGCUUAGUCACUGACUGGGUAUGUGACUGAGAGCAGGUCUUCCCUUCCUUUGGAGUUUCAGUUUCCCUAACCUUGAUGAUCUUGAGGUCUCAGUUCUCAUAUCACACAGGCUCCAUUAGGAAGUCUCUUACUUAUGUUUGUAACAAACUUUAGCCCCAGCCUUGGUACAAAAGGAGGGAUCUUCAUGGAUCACUUCAAUAAAUGAAAGGAUUCUGUUUUA